AUGAGUGCUUAUCCACCAGAUAUUGUGUAUCGGGAGCUUACAAUAAAUGAUUUCUAUGAUUUACGAGACCUUGGUCACCAAUGCCUACCGUUACCGUAUCCCGAUUCAUAUUGGCUCAGAAUUGCUAGUGAUGCAAGCACUCACUACUCACUUGGCGCUUACAAUAAACAGCAAAGUCUUGUCGGCGCUAUUGGCGUGAUAAGAUGCGUAAAAGAUUAUUUUUCUGGAAGACUCCUAAGUCCUGACGAGGAACAGUUAAUCGAUACUUAUAGAAAGGUAUGUUAUAUAACAACAUUAAUGGUCGCACCUGAUUACCGUAAGAUCGGCAUUGCCACACAACUUCUACAACGUGCCAGUACAGUAUUGCUUCAAGAAGGCAGCCGCCUU
This is a messenger RNA of Strongylus vulgaris, 387 nucleotides long. Lineage: Eukaryota; Metazoa; Nematoda; Chromadorea; Rhabditida; Strongylidae. The record is from the annotation of a GenBank genome assembly.